This is a messenger RNA of Eublepharis macularius, 2584 nucleotides long. RefSeq lists its product as uncharacterized. The record is from RefSeq and is a predicted model, not a curated record. Lineage: Eukaryota; Metazoa; Chordata; Lepidosauria; Squamata; Eublepharidae. The transcript is spliced from 8 exons. Bases 126 to 1226 code for a protein of 366 amino acids.
GGCACGUGCUUGUGGGGAGAGCAGAUCACGUUGCAAAGAGGGAGGGUGGGGAAAGGCUUCCAAAAGAUCGUCGCUGUGAAGGCUUCCAAAAGAUCGUUGCUGGUGUGCGUAGACAUUCAUUAGGCAUGGAGAGAUCCAAGGAAGAGGAGCUCCAGGAGCUUUUAGCCUCAUGCUCCCAAUUUGAGCAAUUCCUGUUUUUCACCCUUCGGGAUCAGGUGUCUAAAGACAAGACCACCGAGGAGGAGCCACUGCCAAGAUUAUCACCAUUUGAACUAGUGUUGCUUUUUUACUUGAAGUCGCUGGUGUACUCAGAAAAAUCAAUACAAGAGACGUUGGUGCACCAAGACACACGAUGUAAAUCAGUGAUUACGGAGAGAAAGGCGUGGAGAGGAUUUCAGCAGGAGUUCCAAGUCCACAGUGUCAUGCUGAAGGAAACAGAGAGCGACCUCCACAAAACGACGAUAAAAGAGACAGAAGUCCAGAGUGGGGAAGGUCAAUCCCUGCCAAGCUUCCCGGAAGGCUUUUUCACCCAGGCAAAACAUGCAGAACGAGACCAAGCAGCAUCUUCGGGAACCCAGACCACCGAGGAGGAGCCACUGCCAAGAUUAUCACCAUUUGAACUAGUGUUGCUUUUUUACUUGAAGUCACUGGUGUACUCAGAAAAAUCAAUACAAGAGACGUUGGUGCACCAAGACACACGAUGUAAAUCAGUGAUUACGGAGAGAAAGGCGUGGAGAGGAUUUCAGCAGGAGUUCCAAGUCCACAGUGUCAUGCUGAAGGAAACAGAGAGCGACCUCCACAAAACGACGAUAAAAGAGACAGAAGUCCAGAGUGGGGAAGGUCAAUCCCUGCCAAGCUUCCCGGAAGGCUUUUUCACCCAGGCAAAACAUGCAGAACGAGACCAAGCAGCAUCUUCGGGAACCCAGGAUACAGAACUUGGUUGGAGGAGGGGACGUCCUUUUGGAUUUUAUCCACGGCCUGCUAACUGCUACUUUCAGCCAUGGAGUCGAUGGAUCAGAAGAAAGAAGCUCUUGCUGUACAAGAAAAGCCUGACCUUGAAAAGAAGAGAAGAGAAGGGAAGCGGAAGCCUUGCUUCAAAGCAUGGCUUUAACUCCUGCUGCUCCUACGGAUGGAUCAGAGGAAAGAAGCUCUUGCUGUACAAGAAAAGCCUGACCUUGAAAAGAAGAGAAGGGAAGCAGAAGCCUUGCUUCAAAGCAUGGCUUUAACUCCUGCUGCUCCUAUGGGAUCCUGCAGGUGAGAAGAGGACUGUGUACGGCAGUGCAUCUUCUUUGUGUCACCAGCUUGUUUGACACCAGAGCGUGUGGCAUUUGAAGUCUGAACUCAGCUACCCCCUGGAAACCGUGCCGUGAGAUGUUUUCCACUCACCCCAAUCCAUUUUUUCAGCUACAGGAGGGUUGAAAGGACGCACGUUAUGUAGUCCUUUUCAUUGUUUCCAAGCCUACCAAUUCUCGAUACACUUCACUAAAUUUUGCAUUGGGCACCAUUUCCAAGGAGCAAGGCAGCAUGUAGACACUGUAAAGAAAUAAAAUGUUUCGUAGAGUGCCAGUGUAGUGUGGUGCUCAGAAUAUUGAGGAAGGCCCUGUGAAAGCAGGCUUAAAUUUCUGCCCUGGCUGGCCUUGGACUCUCUCAGCCUAACCUUCCUCACAGGGAUGUUUAGGUGACUAAAAUAUAUUGUGCUUCCCUGCAUUCCUUGGCCUUAUGCUCACAUAUCAGUACAUUUAUGUAGUACUCUAUGUUUAAUUACAAUUCUCAGAAACCCAAAAUUUCUGUGACGCCCUGACAUCUACAACCUGACAAAGACUUCUGUUUUGUUUUUAAGAAAUAUAAUAAAUCAUAGAGUGCCAGUGUAGUGCAGUGGUCAGAAUACUGAGGAAGAAUCUGGGAAAACAGGCUUAAAUUCCUGCUCUGCCCUGGCUGAUCUUGGACAGAUCCCACUCUCUCGGCCUAACUUACCUCACAGGAAUGAUGUGAUGAUAAAAAUAUACUGUACUUCCCUGCAUUUCCUGGCCUUACGCUAACAUGUUUGUACAUACGUGGUGCUCUUGUCAUGUUGCUGUUCUCUGUUUUUUGUAAAAUCUGUUCAAUUGAAUUCUAAGAAUCAGCUUUCCUCUUUAAAGAGUGAGCUGGCCUUGACACGAAAUGUGAACGAGUAUGGAACGAGUAUGUGAACAAGUCUCGCUACUGGCCUCAAACCCAGACUUUGCACGCUGGGUUUAUAGUGGUCUUUCAGAGCACUAAUUGAGUGAUGUUGGCCUUUAAAACCAGGUUUCUCCUUGAGAAACAAGCAUGUCUUGAUAACGGUCAGCGGGAUUGAUUUGAUGAAGAAAGCGCUUAUUAAACGCUAAACAUUUUGGCUUUAACUUAAUCUCUUUCUCCACAUAGAAACCACAUCUGAGGGUGUGAUAUGCUCCAGAGCGACAGCAGCCUCGUCGUGUGAUGCAGAUUAGUCCAAGGCUUCACUUUAUGCUUUCCACCGGCACAACAUCUCCCGAGUGAAACAGGCGCAAGUAGCGUAUAAUGUGGAUGGUGAUCCUUCAGGCAUUUCAUCCUUGUCAUUAGGACA